AUGGCAGAGCUUGAAGGGGACGACAAAAUAGGGGGGUUGCGUCAGGGCCCCGACGACGCUCAGGCUAUAGGUGCUGUCCAGGAUGAGGUUGAUAUCGCCAGGAUUGAAAAGGUCUACAGGAAAAUUGAUCGCCGCAUUAUUCCAGCUUUCUGGACGCUCUACUUCCUUUGCUCGGCAAUCCGUUCCAACAUCGGCCUUGCUCAGACUAUGAACACGGCUUCAGGCCACAAUCUCAUGCAACGCUUGAACCUGACUGCAAAGCAGACUUCCACAGCUCUAGCACUCUUCUACGUUGCCUAUGUUGUUUUCAAUCUCCCAUCAAGCUUGGUUAUGACCAGACUAAGUCCACGAGUUUGGAUGGCUAGAAUUGUUUUUGCUGUAGGGUUGAUUGGAGCUUGUUUCGCUGCAGUAGGAGCUGCUUGGAGUCUUCUUCUCCUCCGCUUCCUCUUGGGAGUCGUGAUUGCAGGUCUUUGGCCAGGCAUGUCAUACUACCUUACUCUCUUCUAUCCGCCAUCUCGCACAGGUCAGCGAAUCGGGUACUACUUCACGGCAUCUCAAGUAUCCGCUGCAGUAGUAGGUCUUGUCUCAGCUGGUUUCCAGAAGAUGGACGGCUCAGGCGGUCUUGUUGGAUUCCAAUGGAUGUUCCUCCUUUGGGGCCUUUGUGCCGUCAUCUUAGGCGUCGUUCUUCUCUGGUGGUUGCCAGAUAGGCCUCUUCCUCCAGGAGAGACUAGAGUUCGAAGCGGGUUCUUGAAAUGGCUCCCAGCUGUACCUCCCAUCCUCAAAGGCGAGGAUGCAGAGAUCCACUACAGGGACCUGACAAGGGUCUACCACCCAAGACCAUGGAACCUUAAGGAUCUCCUCCACGUCCUGAUUGACUGGCGUCUCUGGCCUCUCGUGAUCAUGUAUUUCGGUGUCGUGGGCGUAGGUUUUGGAGUCCAAUUGUAUGGAACAGUUAUCAUCUCAGGUAUCAAUCCUUCAUUCUCCGGUAUUACACUGAGUUUGCUCUUUGCUCCAAUCUGGAUUAUGGAUCUCAUAGCCAUUCUCUUGGUAACCCCCAUCUCCGACCGCUUCCACCAUCACCGUGCCCUGUUCUUCUCCCUCGCAGUGUGCGUCCAAAUCACUGGCCUCUUAACCACCACCUUCGCACCUCGCUCUCAACCCUGGGCACGCUACGGCGGUCUCCUCAUGGUCGGCUUCGGACUCGGCCCAACUGUUCCCAUCUGCAUGACCUGGAGCAACGAGAUCUUUCAGCGCCGCCACGGCGAAGUUGGCGUCGCCGCUGCUGCAGCCCUCAUUUCCGGGCUGGGAAAUCUUGGGACGGUAGUCACUACGUACGCCCUGUACACGGGCUGGCCAGAGGAUGCGAAACCAGGACCGCAUCGGUACCGCAAGAGUAACUUGGUUAUGAUCGGGAUUCUCUGCUUGAGUAUUCUGAGCAGUGUGGUCAUGACUGUAGGACUGAAAAUUGCAGGAAAUAAACCUAGCAAAAAGAUUACUGGCUGCUCAGAUACUGAUGAUGAGUUCCUGGAUGGUGCCGCGAGAAGGGAGCACCACCAAAGGGGCUUUGGAAAGAUGAGGUGGAAUAAGAGCCACUAG
Molecule: messenger RNA, 1596 nt
Organism: Cadophora gregata
Lineage: Eukaryota; Fungi; Ascomycota; Leotiomycetes; Helotiales; Ploettnerulaceae
Exons: 5
Coding region: 1-1596 (531 amino acids)
Biological process (GO): biotin import across plasma membrane
Cellular component (GO): membrane
Molecular function (GO): solute:proton symporter activity; dethiobiotin transmembrane transporter activity; biotin transmembrane transporter activity
Source: RefSeq, a predicted model, not a curated record